AUGGCGCUGUUCAACCACGUUGCUAACAAAAACCCCUCCAGCACGACGCAGAGCGUAUUGAACGGCAUUCGGUCAGAGAUCACAACGUGCUCUGCAAAGGCCACGUUUUGGGGAUCGGCAGUUUGCAAUCAGACCCGCACUGUUGAUAAGACUCAUGCUGGUGCUGGUGCUACUGGUGCUAGCACCUGUCUGCGACUUUGCAGCUUGCUCCCAAGGUGGUCACCGUUGAUGGAACAAGUGCCCACGAACAACAUUGAAGAUGUUAUGAGCAGCCGUGAUAUCGCGGUGCAUGUUCUGGGUCCCGAUCUCGGCCAAGCCUGUGUAGUCGAGACCAGCGCAUUGCUACCAAAGAACGAUGAUUCCGGGAGUACGACAACGGCGCCUGGAAGCGAGGAUGCUGAUACCGAAAUGAGUAGCUCUUUCGAGGAUACAACCCCUACUCCCGUUCCUUCCGCCUAUUAA
Molecule: messenger RNA, 462 nt
Organism: Gamsiella multidivaricata
Lineage: Eukaryota; Fungi; Mortierellomycota; Mortierellomycetes; Mortierellales; Mortierellaceae
Exons: 5
Coding region: 1-462 (153 amino acids)
Source: RefSeq, a predicted model, not a curated record